GUAAUGUCUUUACUUUAUCUUCCAUCCAGUUGAUCAGUCUUCUUCUUUCAUGUUCGCUAUAAAAACAUGCUCCUUAUUCUUUCAGAACAGCAAAAGGAGCACUUAAAGUUCCUGACAUCAUUGGAAUUCGAUGUAGUCCUCGAGUUUGCUCGAAUUUCCCUGGAUUCUAUUCUAAAAGGCUCUUCUAAUCCCAAAAUCUUCCAGGCGGCCGCCCAGAAGCUUGGCGUUGAAGUCAACACGGUCAAAAAUGGGAUUAGCGGCUUGCAACAUGUCUUAACAGAGAGCUCCCGUUUGAUGAUUGGCGAGAUUGACUUUCAGGACUCCGUCAUGACGCUCGGUUUCUCCGAAGAAGUAAUUGGGGCAUUGCUGAAGAUGUACUUGGAAAAUCGAAAAGAAAUUAGGAACAUAUUGGGAGAAAUGAGCUUUGGAACACCUCAUUAUCACGAUCUCGAGUGGAGAUUCGAUGUGGAGCUGGCCAGCAGAUCACUCCAGCAUCAAACAAAUCCUGUGAUUAUUAUGAGGCUUCAUACCAAGGAAGGAGAAAAGAAAAGUGCGGACGUUCUUCAAACUGAUCCUGUAAACCUUCUUCACCUCACCUCUGAGCUGGAAAAUGCCAUGCAAGAAAUGAAGACUGCACAUUGCCGAAGAAUUGUUAGGAAUAUAAAAUGAACCAUGCAAAAGAGCAUGCAGUUAAUCCUAGGCGAAGUUAACAGGCAUUUAUUUCAUCAUAAUAUUACACUUAACCCUCUGAUAGGAUGGUUACCAUUUGACCAAAAAUUCUGAGAAGUUUCUGGGAAUUUUUGUUAGAAGGUCACGUAUGUAUUGAGGUACCGGUAGUCUAAACAUACCAAUUGUUAUGAGCCAUCGGAAAUGUUUGUACCCUUUGUUUAAUUCUCUUAUUGCCAGUCUUCCAUCAAUGGAAAACAAUGAGAAAAAGAAUUAUAUAAAUAGAUUAUUAUAAUUAUAAAUGAUAACUGCCCUCUCUAUUGGCUGUUUUGCUAAUCUGGGUAAAAUGUUUACUUUGGUUACCGUUAUUCAAUAGGUAGAAGAUGCCUGAAAUUUUACCCCUGAAAAAUCAUAGUCAGUGUCGUUUAUCAGUGAUCCACAUAUUGAACUGUACUCAAAUGGUUGUUCCAACCGAGUAUAAACACGGAAUAAAUCUUUGUAGGGCAACGUCAUCUGUGUCUUGUUCUUUGUUGCAAAUCUCUGAUUUUUCUCUUGGGAAAUAGACUGAACACAAGGAAAGCCAUGUAUUAUUUUACUUCAUAAUUAUGUAAUAUGGGACGUUAGAGAAUGUAUCUCAGUGUCUCUUUAUGGAACAUGUUCUCUGGUGAUUGUAAAUCUAGAGCUAGUGUGAAUCACUGACUCGAGUGCCUAUUUACAGGAUCUUUAAUGACGUUGUCUUGACUCGAAAGUUACACUGUAAAUGAAAUAAUAAUAGUAAACUCCAAUCUCUGUUGACUACUGAAGGUAAUUUAGAAUAAUGAUUUUGAAGCCAUGCUUUUCUUGAUUACCAAGUUUUAAAUCAAAAUGUUUAGAGAAAUCCUGCUGGAGAUUAUUAAUCCCCAUUCUUGGCCAUCCUAGUUGUGCUCUUGAUUUAGUACCUCAUUUUUGUUUUCCUUAAACUAUAAUUUUGAGGUUUGAUACUUUGUAUGCGGCAAAAUGGGAAUAAAUAAUGAACAUCUGA
Messenger RNA from Orbicella faveolata, 1687 nucleotides. Its product is annotated as COMM domain-containing protein 2-like. The record is from RefSeq and is a predicted model, not a curated record. NCBI's taxonomy places the organism in Eukaryota, Metazoa, Cnidaria, Anthozoa, Scleractinia, Merulinidae.